Messenger RNA from Piliocolobus tephrosceles (Ugandan red Colobus), 3667 nucleotides. RefSeq names its product nectin-3. NCBI's taxonomy places the organism in Eukaryota, Metazoa, Chordata, Mammalia, Primates, Cercopithecidae. The record is from RefSeq and is a predicted model, not a curated record. Gene Ontology annotation, cellular component: adherens junction; apical junction complex. The coding region runs from base 407 to 1921 and encodes 504 amino acids. The transcript is spliced from 7 exons. Gene Ontology annotation, biological process: homophilic cell-cell adhesion; heterophilic cell-cell adhesion; symbiont entry into host cell.
UUAGCAUGGGUAUGGUCAUGAUCAAUAACUAGGUAGACUGUUUGACCUUUGUAAGGUCUCAUUUGGCUCUGGGAUUCUACGCCUCUUUCCAUUUUCAGCAAGGUUUCAUGUUAAGAUGGAUGUUUAAAAGAGCACAGAAAAGAAGAUCUGAUGUGAUGUGGAACUUUUAACAGCACUUUGACUACUUGAUAGGCUUGGGAACAUAACACACGCAUAAGACAGAGUCCUGGCUUCAAGAUGCUUAUAACUUUGUGAUCGACCUAAAGGAAGCAUGAUUGUAGAACAGUUUGGUGUUUAUGAGGUAUUUUGAUUUGCCCGGAAACAGGACAACUAAUGAGUAUGGCAUCCAGGAGAUUGUUUUUCUUGCAAGACUAUUGACUGCCCACCAUUCCUUCUGCUAAAUAAGAUGAGUAGGGAAGACCUGUUGCAUUGUGCCUUAGCUGGACCAAUUAUUGUGGAGCCACAUGUCACAGCAGUAUGGGGAAAGAAUGUUUCAUUAAAGUGUUUAAUUGAAGUAAAUGAAACCAUAACGCAGAUUUCAUGGGAGAAGAUACAUGGCAAAAGUUCACAGACUGUUGCAGUUCACCAUCCCCAAUAUGGAUUCUCUGUUCAAGGAGAAUAUCAGGGAAGAGUCUUGUUUAAAAAUUACUCACUUAAUGAUGCAACAAUUACUCUGCAUAACAUAGGAUUCUCUGAUUCUGGAAAAUACAUCUGCAAAGCUGUUACAUUCCCGCUUGGAAAUGCCCAGUCCUCUACAACGGUAACUGUGUUAGUUGAACCCACUGUGAGCCUGAUAAAAGGGCCAGAUUCUUUAAUUGAUGGAGGAAAUGAAACAGUAGCAGCCAUUUGUAUCGCGGCCACUGGAAAACCCGUUGCACAUAUUGACUGGGAAGGUGAUCUUGGUGAAAUGGAAUCCACUACAACUUCUUUUCCAAAUGAAACAGCAACGAUUAUCAGCCAGUACAAGCUAUUUCCAACCAGAUUCGCUAGAGGAAGGCGAAUUACUUGCGUUGUAAAACAUCCAGCCUUGGAAAAGGACAUCCGAUACUCUUUCAUAUUAGACAUACAGUAUGCUCCUGAAGUUUCGGUAACAGGUUAUGAUGGAAAUUGGUUUGUAGGAAGAAAAGGUGUUAAUCUCAAAUGUAAUGCUGAUGCAAAUCCACCACCCUUCAAAUCUGUGUGGAGCAGGUUGGAUGGACAAUGGCCUGAUGGUUUAUUGGCUUCAGACAAUACUCUUCAUUUUGUCCAUCCAUUGACUUUCAACUAUUCUGGUGUUUAUAUCUGUAAAGUGACCAAUUCCCUUGGUCAAAGAAGUGACCAAAAAGUCAUCUACAUUUCAGAUCCUCCUACUACUACCACCCUUCAGCCUACAAUUCAGUGGCAUCCCUCAACUGCUGACAUCGAGGAUCUAGCAACAGAACCUAAAAAAUUGCCCUUCCCAUUGUCAACUUUGGCAACAAUUAAGGAUGACACAAUUGCCACGAUCAUUGCUAGUGUAGUGGGUGGGGCUCUCUUCAUAGUACUUGUAAGUGUUUUGGCUGGAAUAUUCUGCUAUAGGAGAAGACGGACGUUUCGUGGAGACUACUUUGCCAAGAACUACAUUCCACCAUCAGAUAUGCAAAAAGAAUCACAAAUAGAUGUUCUUCAACAAGAUGAGCUUGAUUCUUACCCAGAUAGUGUAAAAAAAGAAAACAAAAAUCCAGUGAACAAUCUAAUACGUAAAGACUAUAUAGAAGAGCCUGAAAAAACUCAGUGGAACAAUGUAGAAAAUCUCAAUAGGUUUGAAAGACCAAUGGAUUAUUAUGAAGAUCUAAAAAUGGGAAUGAAGUUCGUCAGUGAUGAACAUUAUGAUGAAAAUGAAGAUGACUUAGUUUCACAUGUAGAUGGUUCCGUAAUUUCCAGGAGGGAGUGGUAUGUUUAGCAACCACUGAAUGUGACUUAACUAUGUACAAUGUUCAUUCAUACUAGUUGAUCAUUUUCAGAUUGUUCAUACUUUUUCUUGAGGAAGAAUAAGCUUUUUCAAGUUGAUUUUCAAGCUUUUUAUAUUCUAGUCUGACAAAUGAAAAUGUAAAAUCUGAGUUCAGUGUAUCUAAGCUGCUUUACAAUUUUUUUUCAAUGCUGUACUACUGUCUCAAGAUUUAAAUUUUAAUGCAGAGUACUUUAUUGAUGUGAGGCACACAGGUAAGAAGAAAUGUCAAUAUUAAAUGUAUGACUUAUUUGGUACAAAAAUUUUUAAAAAAGGGAACUACCUUGACAUUGUGUAUUAAAUGUUUACCUAAGACAAUAAUCUCAAGUAUGUUUGUUUAACAUAUACCUCUCAAAAUUUAUCACCACUCAAUGACACUGCAUCAAAAUCGACUAUAAAACUAAUUCAAGAAAUAUUUAUAUAUAUUUUUUAAUAUACACAAAAUAUUUAGCCUGAUGGAAUGGCUUUCCUUUUCAAACAUUAUUUUCUAAGUUUCUAUACAAAUGAAAUCUUUACCUCUGCAUAUUAAUGAGCCUUGCCAUAAUUACUGUAGAGUGGCUUUUCAAAGAUAUUUUGUUGCACUAAAACUGUGGUAGUAAACUCAGUGAACAUGAUGUGUGGAAGAGCAUAAUUAGCUGGUCAAUAUUUUUGUCCAGAAUACCUACAAGAGUAAUAAAAUACAUGCCUUUCAAACGUGAUAAUUAUUAGUUUUUUUUUUUUCCUUUCUGGAAAACAAUUCUUACAUUGUCAUGUGAACAUAGAUUUUGGUACAUUAGCAGUAGCCUUAUUUUAAUGCUUUAUGUCCUAAACAUACUAAUAGAAAUGAAAAGAUGCAGAGAGAGCAUUUCAGAAUACUGAGGUACUAGUUUUAGAAAUGAGACAUUUCAGCCAACAAUCUAUAGAAAGAAUUUUCUGGACCAUCUUGUUUUAGUUAUUUAAUGUUCAAACGGGUAAAUGUAUAGAAAGAAAAUUUUAGAGUAAACUUGGAAACAUUGGAUUUAACUAGAAAAAUCUAAAGUAUAGAAUCAAUUGGUAACACUUGCUAAUGGAUAUUGGCAUUCAUCUCCUUUUUCCUCCUAAGUGUAUGUAUGUAUUUGAAGAUUUUUGUUUUUACAAUUAAAACUGGAAACAUGAGAUUUUUUGUUUUUGUUUAUUACAUAAAUUAUGUAUAUUCCUUCUGAAUCGUUUAUCUUUUGAGAAAGAAAUGUUACCUAAACUUCAAAUGUGCUUUUUGUUUGUAAGGUAAUUAAAUUGCUUCUACAGUGGAGUCUUACAAAAUUAUAAUAAUGACAACUAUUUUGAAGCUGAAAAGAUAUGUUUUUGUAUUGAUAAGUCAUUUGAAAAAGUGACUGCUUUGCUAGUGCAAUGAAGUGGAAGUUAGUAGGAGAGUCAUAAAUAUAUUAUUUUGUUAAUAAAAAGGCAAAGUAGUAGGUACUUUUUAAACCCUCCCAACUAGCCAUUUCUCAAUAUUCAUCAAAUCUAAAACAUUUAGGGGGCAAAAUUCUAACAUGUUCAUAGUAUCUUGCAAAUAAUGGAAGGUUUAUUCUGAAGGAUUAUAAACUAGUUUUCUUCAUUAUAACUAGCACUAUUUUGUGGAAAUUAGAAACCUAUUUUAUUUCUCUUCCCAAAAGUAAUACUUAGUGUAAGACUGUAGUAUCAGGUUAAGGAUACAGGUAAAUAAAGUUCACUUAUAUCUUCUUA